AUGGAGCUCAAACUGCUACUGUGAGGAAAAGGCCGCAUCAUCCUUUUGUGAGGCGCUGUGACCACAUCCCUAAGUCUAUAUUCAGUCAGCAAGGAGUACUCACAUGCUGGUCAUGCUUCUACUGAUCAGGCCUAUUGGACUAUAAAAGUCAGCGGGUGCUCAGGUAGCUAGACACAGACGACUAAGUCACUCAUUAACCCCUUUGAGCGUUUGAUUGAGUAUGCCUGAAGUGCCAGAUGGGUGUGGUUUGCACUUUUGGGACUAUAUUGUUGGUUCCAUUGCGCAAGGCAAGCUCAAUCAAUCAAGCGCAAGUAUUUGAAAGGACACAUUUAUCGUAGGCCUGCAUAGCAACGCAGAGCUCUUGAACAGAUUGGUUUCUGACUCAUCUGUUAGUGUGAGAUUCUUGAACAAACUUAAUAAACGUUCUCUUGUUCUCCCCCAGAUGGGCUGACAUGUUCUCCGCAAAGGGUUGCAAAGACUCCCCUGAACACACAUUCUCCCACCCAUUUGUACAGGUACAGUCUCCCUUCUCCUCAUAAAAAACACAGAACAUAACUAUAUAAGCUAAGACCUAAAUUAAUUACUUGAUCUUUAUCAACAGUGUUGAUGGGAAGGUUCCUGAGUGCUGACAUUCUCUUCUGUCUCCACCGUGUCUCUCUCCCUCUGUCUGUCCCCUCUCUCUGUCUGUCCUCUCUCUCUCUCUCUCUCUCUCUCUCUCUCUCUCUCUCUCUCUCUCUCUCUCUCUCUCUCUCUCUCUCUCUCUAGGCCGUAGGGAUGUUCCUGGGGGAGCUCAGUUGUCUGGCCGUCUUCCACAUGCUGCUUUGUCAUGACAGACGAAGACCAGAGCCCAAGAUGAACACGGGCCAGAGCUUCAACCCCCUCCUCUUCCUCCCCCCUGCCCUCUGUGACAUGACCGCUACCUCCAUCAUGUAUGUCGGUAUGUGA
Coregonus sp. 'balchen' is the source of this 945-nucleotide messenger RNA. The record is from the annotation of a GenBank genome assembly. NCBI's taxonomy places the organism in Eukaryota, Metazoa, Chordata, Actinopteri, Salmoniformes, Salmonidae.